This is a messenger RNA of Medioppia subpectinata, 368 nucleotides long. NCBI's taxonomy places the organism in Eukaryota, Metazoa, Arthropoda, Arachnida, Sarcoptiformes, Oppiidae. The record is from the annotation of a GenBank genome assembly.
UUUGACUUUUCUUUAUUUUAACAAAAAAAAAUACAAUACAAACACCGAAAACAACAGAAGAAACAGAACUGAAUUCAAAAUAUGUGACAACUCAGGAGCCAAAAGAAAAAGAUAAUUCAAGUCAUAUGAACCUAAUAUACGACAAAUCAGACACUUUUGACAUCACACUCGAUGGCAAGUACGCCAACAGCACUGCCGAUAAUGAGCUAAACAAUACGUGCCAACUGUUGGCCGAUCACCAGUCGUCCGGAUAUAUUCCCUCCGUUUUCUAUAAGUUUUGUGAUCAAAUCAACAGACAAUCAGACAAUUCUGUACUCAUAAGUCUAAGUACAUCACUGGUAGGGGUGGGCUCUGGAGGGGUGGGAAUA